Molecule: messenger RNA, 1873 nt
Organism: Cygnus olor (mute swan)
Lineage: Eukaryota; Metazoa; Chordata; Aves; Anseriformes; Anatidae
Gene: LRAT
Product: lecithin retinol acyltransferase
Exons: 2
Coding region: 75-782 (235 amino acids)
Biological process (GO): retinol metabolic process
Molecular function (GO): phosphatidylcholine-retinol O-acyltransferase activity
Source: RefSeq, a predicted model, not a curated record
CGGCAGGCUAGAAAAGCGGGGCCGGGCGGCGGGGCCUUCUCGGCGGCGCCGAGGUGUCCCGCGGCCGGCAGGCCAUGAAGAAGGCGGUGCCGCAGGCGGCCACGCUGCUGCUGGAGAAGCUGCUGCUCCUCGCACACCUCCGGCCGCUGCCCGCCGCCGACACCGACCGGGGGGAGCCGCCGCCGCCGGCACCGCCGCCGCCGCCGCCGGCCGCCGGGUGCUUGCAGCGGGGCGACCUGCUGGAGGUGCCGCGCACCCUCUUCGUCCACUUCGGCAUCUACUUGGGCGAGAACCGCGUGGCCCACCUGAUGCCCGACAUCCUGCCCGCCCUCACCGACGACCGGCGGCAGAUCCAGCGGGUGGUGACCAACAAGCGCCUCAUCCUGGGCGUCGUCACCAAGACGGCCAGCAUCCGCGUGGACACGGUGGAGGACUUCGCCUACGGCGGCAGCAUCCUGGUCAACCACAUGGACCGGCUCUUCAAGGACCGCCUGGUGGGCAGCGAGGAGGCCGCCCGCCGCGCCGAGAAGCUGGUGGGAGCCACGGCCUACAGCCUGCUCUGGAACAACUGCGAGCACUUCGUCACCUACUGCCGCUACGGCGCCCCGGUCAGCCUGCAGACCGACAAGUUCUGCGAGACCGUGAAGAUGAUCAUCCGCGACCAGAGGAGCGUGCUCGCCUCGGUGCUGGUGGGCUUGGCGGCGGUGGUCUGCCUGGGCCUGGCGCCCUCCACCACGCUGCCCACCAUCCUCGUUACCUUCUUGCUGUGGAUGGCGGGCUGACGGCCUUCCCGAGGGCCCGCGGACGGCGCCUGUAUAUAGGAUGUACACUACUGUAUUUAUAAAAGCACAAAUUACUCACUGGCGUUGCGUAACGUUUCUUAACCUCGUGUGCUGUUUUCCAGGACCGCUGUGUCUGGCAUACAGGACGCGAGGCAUAGCUUACUGUGUAAGCCGAGUAAUAGAUUUCCUGAAAAUCUCAGUUGGUACAUUCUCACGCACCCUUAAAAUCACUAAAAAGUAGGGGUGUGAUGCAGUUCUGCUCCUUGCCUGUAGCCAUAAUUGAUUCUGCUGAUAUCCUUCACGGGCUUUAAUUUAUUAGCUGCGUACCUGGGUGCCUCAGCUAUUAAUAAAAUGGACAAUGAAGUGCCACAAAGCGAUGGAUAUUGACAACAAACUACUUACCUCUUACUUUGACAGAUAUGCUUAAUAUUCAAAAGUUACUGUCUUUUUUUAAAAUAUCCUUUAGGGGAGAUACAAAUAGGUAAACUGCCUCUCUCUGAUAGCCAAAAGCAGCCCUCGCCUGGGUGCUCUGUGCUGCAGUAGUGCAUCUGGCUGUGGUCCUCUGAGUUCCCUUCUGGGAAGUGCUCACAAAUCUCUCAUUUGUAUUGAUUGCAUAAACACUUGCUAUGUAUCGAACAACUUUCAAGGAAAGCCUGCAAUACCUCAGCAUUCUGCUACUGGUAGUGGUUGGUAUGGCUACAGAGGGGUUCUCAGUGGUACGGGAGGAAAACAGUUUGCAAAGCUAGUGUCAUAUAAAUAUCAGAGAUUUCCAGUCUUCCAGGGCAUGUGUCUGGGAGGAGGAGGAAAACAAAUAUGAAUACCCAUCUAGUUCCUACUUUCCCAUAGUAAUUGGAACUAUGUGAGUGCUGUAAAGCAUCAGGCGUUGGUGCGGUUCCUGUGGUCACUGUAUUGUUUUGGAUAUUGCCUUAAAACAGGAUGCCUCUUUGUGAAAGAAGGCAUAUUUCUAUACUCGUCUGUUGCAAAUAAGUUGUAAGCCAGCAGUCGGUGCUAAAAAUCUGCAGUGUUGAUGCCUUUUUAUCAAGAAUGUGUAAAGCUGGAUUUGAAAUCAAGUUCAUCUAAUUGUUUCAGUG